Messenger RNA from Ogataea angusta, 693 nucleotides. RefSeq lists its product as uncharacterized. Bases 1 to 693 code for a protein of 230 amino acids. The record is from RefSeq and is a predicted model, not a curated record. Lineage: Eukaryota; Fungi; Ascomycota; Pichiomycetes; Pichiales; Pichiaceae. The transcript has a single exon.
AUGAGUGAGCCUCAAGAGGACAGGGAUUACGAUCGCUCGAUCAAAGACGACGUUAUUUAUGAGAUCCGUGAAACACCAGAAUUCAACGAGACACGAGCCCUGAUAGUCGCCAACCUUAGGCAGCCUUUUGAUAACCAGGAGUUCCAGGACUUACUGAAUGAACAAGCAGCGAAGACCAACUCGACAAUAGAGCGCGCAUGGCUCAAUAACCGCAGAAGCCAUUGCAUCGUCAUAGUAUCGGACGUUGCUGGUGCAGUCUCGAUUCAGAAGAACCUAAACGGCACCAAAUUCCCAAAAGACGAUACAAACCAAGAAGACGGAGUUACUAGACACCCCUUGUACAUUGAAUUUAUUCCCGUCAAGGCUACAGAGCACUGGAUUGACCAGGAAAAUAAAGGACCUAAAGAUGCUGUUUGGAAGGUCUCAUACGUGAGACAGCCUUCCAAACAGCAGGAAGGCCAAGAGUUUCUCGUUGCCACUCAUAAGAUGCUCAACUACCCCAACAAAACUUUUGGAUACAAAUCUUCAACCAGACAUAGAGGCAGGGGAGGUUACAGAGGUAGAGGAAGAGGUGGCUAUAGCGGCUAUAGAGACUACGACUACAGAUACGCUCCAUACAGAAGGGACUAUGACUAUCAUGACUACCCACAUAGAUACACAGAAAGAGAAAGAUCGCUGGAAUGGGCUAAUUAG